AAUGUGAGAUGGGAGUCAACUCCUUGGGCAGUUAAAAAGAAGAGAGUUAAUUCCUUCUUUCUGUCAUCACUUACUGUCUGUAAUAAAGGUUAUUGUACCUAAGUUUUAUUUGUUCCCAGCUUGAAAAACCAAAACUGAAAGGGAGAGUUCAUCUACAGUUUAUCUCUGAAUAUUCUUUUUCACCACGAAUGGCUCGAUUCUCUGCUUCCCAAAUGAAAUUUAUCAAAGUGCUGAGUCGGGGUGAAAGUGUUCUGGACUCGCUGGAAAUUCCUCCAAUGUUCUGUAAAGAGUACGGGCAUAAGCUGUAUGAGGGUUUGAAAUUGAGUGUGGGUGAUAUCUUUGAGGCGAGUGUCAAGUUCAAUCGGCAGUCGGAGGUGUUGCUUGGAAUGAAGAGAGUGUAUGAGACAUUCAAGCUUAAAGGCGGAGAAAGUCUGAUUUUCGACUUCUCUUCUUCCAAGUGUGUGAGGCUAUAUAUCAUCGACACAGAUGAAAUGGAAGUAUUUUACCCCAAACUGAUUUUUCCCAAUGGUUCUGUUCUGUGUCCUUUAGAUCGUGCUUGUAAAUGGGGUUUGAAGUUUGUUAAAUUCAUGACCUGCAUGAAGGAAGUGGUGGACACAAUUGAGCCUCCUGAAACAUUUGUGGAUGCCUUUGGUUCUGUACUAAGACAUGAUCUUACAUAUUGUCUGAUCAAUGGAGAUGAGGUCCAUGGUUUCUAUGAUAUAAAAAAAAAUAAGCUUACAGGAUUUGGUGAAAUUUGCAAAAGAUAUGGCGUAGUUGAUCUUUCUUAUUUUGACAUGAUGGUACUAACCUAUGAUGGUAGGCGUAAAAUAUAUGUAUCCUUAUUUGAUACUAAUCAUGUUGAAGUACUUCCUCCAAGCCGUGAAGGUAAUGUACAUGCAGUACAUGAAUUAAAUUAUGUAGUGUCUAAAUAAAGUGACUACAAAUAAUUUGUUUCUGAUUGUAUGCUGAGAACAGGAAUGAAUUUUGAAGUUAUGAUUAAGCCAUUCCAUCUCUAUGACUACUGUUAUGGUGUGGACAUCCCAACAAAGUACAGAGUUGUUACGGAUAAGUUUGGGCAGGAGGAUUACAUAAGAGUGUUUCAUGGCGAAGAGUUUUGGAUGCUACAAAUCAGGAAGAGGAUAGAUUUGAAGCGCACCACAAUUCAUGAUGGCUGGCUCCAGUUUAAAAGUGACAUGAACUUGGCCGUUGGUGACACCUGUGUAUUCCACAAACUGGUUGGUGAAGAAAACUUUUUCAAAGUGGAAAUUAUUAAGAGUAGUGCUAAUUAGUAUGUUGUUCUUACUAAAACUCUUACAUCUGAUUAGUAUCGCAGAACAUGUUAGUUUGAAUGAUUGUCUAAUGUUUUACUCUCUGCAUUUGAACUGUUAUGAUGGCAAUGAUAUGA
Molecule: messenger RNA, 1405 nt
Organism: Daucus carota subsp. sativus
Lineage: Eukaryota; Viridiplantae; Streptophyta; Magnoliopsida; Apiales; Apiaceae
Exons: 5
Coding region: 189-932 (247 amino acids)
Source: RefSeq, a predicted model, not a curated record